This is a messenger RNA of Anisakis simplex (herring worm), 426 nucleotides long. NCBI's taxonomy places the organism in Eukaryota, Metazoa, Nematoda, Chromadorea, Rhabditida, Anisakidae. The record is from the annotation of a GenBank genome assembly.
AUGAAAUUCACAGGAAUUGUUUUUGUAUUUUGCAGUGCAAGCAUAAGGCCACAUACGGAGGAGUUGCAAAUUGCUAAUUUUGGCAGGGUGAAGCGAUACGGAGGAUACGGUGGGUACGGUGGAUAUGGUGGCGGAUACGGCGGUUACGGGGGUUACGGUAGAGGCGGCUACGGAGGUUACGGGGGUUACGGUAGAGGCGGCUACGGAGGUUACGGAGGUUACGGCAGAGGCGGAUACGGAGGUUACGGAGGUUACGGUAGAGGCGGGUACGGAGGUUACGGGGGUUACGGUAGAGGCGGCUACGGUGGCUAUGGGGGAUACGGUGGUGGCUCUGAAGUUGUGAGCGUUGGAGGUGGUACGAACAACAACUACGGUGGUACGAAUAUUGGCAGUAUUAAUACGGAAAAUUAUGACAUUAACAUCUAA